Messenger RNA from Clarias gariepinus (North African catfish), 10608 nucleotides. It is a transcript of the gene tasor2, whose product is annotated as transcription activation suppressor family member 2. The record is from RefSeq and is a predicted model, not a curated record. The transcript is spliced from 22 exons. NCBI's taxonomy places the organism in Eukaryota, Metazoa, Chordata, Actinopteri, Siluriformes, Clariidae. Bases 800 to 10036 code for a protein of 3078 amino acids. Gene Ontology annotation, biological process: negative regulation of gene expression, epigenetic. Gene Ontology annotation, cellular component: nucleoplasm.
CAGACGAGAAACCUCCUUUCUGAGCCACCAAUGCCCUGAAUGAAUGAAUUUCAUUAUUGUGCAGUCCUUUCAUGAUGAUGAACUGUGUGAUUCUGACUGGUUGAGAACACCACAGGUUGAUAUAGUGAUGUUUACCAAAUUAGGUACAGGUUAUGUUUAGAUUUUUUUGUUUGUUUGUUUGUUUUGGUGUUUAUUUUGAUCCUGCAUGGAUACCGAUAUCUCGUCCGAAAGCUAAAGCGCGACUACCAGCGACACGAAACCGAAACAGCAAGUGUGAACGCGACACAAAAUGGAGGCGCAGCUCGGUUUAACUUUCUGUUUCUUUUUCGACGCUUUGACACGGUUGCGUGUCUGUUAAACCAGAAGCGCUUAGCAUUAAGCGUUAAGUCAAACCCAAAUUGCUCGCACAUACGAGAUUUAACGAGCAAUACAAAGUACAUAUAACUGUAACACUUUGCCUUGUGAGAUGCUAAUGUUUCUAGUGACGCCCAGGGUUGGACGGUUUUUUUUUUUUUUUUUUAGCAGCAGCAGUUAGCUAGCCGUGCUAGCCUCACUUCCUGGUUACACAACAGUAUCCUUGAAAAUUGAGACGAGACCAGCUUUCAGCCGAGCUUAAAAAGAAAAAAAUAGAUAGCUAUACAAAUGUGGGCUUUCUCGGGCUGAGAGGGAUGACUUGAAUCUUUGAUUUGUUCCCCGGGAAAGUAUAACUUCAUAUUUCCGCGAAGCAAUGAAAGGAAAAUCUAAGUGAUCUGUCGUACAUCAGGAGGAACGCAGAAACCCCAGCCAAUGCCUCGCCUUCAUGGAGAAUGACACUACUAUAUCGAAAGAAGGUCUCCUUGAGCCAUUGGUUUCUGGCUCAGUAACCUUUGAAAGCAGUAUUUUAGCUCCUCUACGUAACAACUAUUUGUAUGAGGAGUCCAAAGAGUCUUUUACCUACAGCUCAGCACAACUGAUCAAUAAUCCAGCUCUACAGAAAAGAUAUUAUGCAUUUCGCACUGAAAAACGUGAACAAGGAUACUCUGAAGAAGAACUCGAGGAGUUGUUCGGCUUCUUGUUGCUGGAUGACAAAUCCAGGGCAAAUAGACUUGCGGAAACAGGCCUAAUUGUUGGGCAAGGGGCAUGCACCACUCUUGGAGAUCGUUCAAAGGGUGUGUAUAUCUCAAAGUACUCUGACUGCCUUGACAUUAAGCGCUGGUAUGAUGGCAAGACAGGAUACAUUGUUCUGUUAAAGUUGACAAAGGGUCGAGUAAAGGAAGUGACAGAAAACUACACGCAAAACUUCACACCUCCGACUGCUGGGUUUGACUGCCAUGUAUCAGAGCAGCUCAGAUCAGUGUGUACAACCACCAGCUCUUUUCUAGCAUUUGAAAGGACUCAGUAUUAUAUGUAUGAGCUGCUGGAUGAAGGAAAAAAGGUUGAACCAUGCCCAAGACAUGUGUGUCCAUUCGCCAUUGUGGCUUUCUCCUAUGGAAAAACGUCCAUCUCUUUAGAGCCGAUGGAGAAAAGCCAAGAAAAGUCAUCAUUUCAUUACCAACCAUGGAGUGGCCAGCUAAAGAUUGAGUCUAUUUUGUACAACAUCGGGUUGAGGUCCAUCCAUGGAGCCAUGUUUCCAGCAAAUCUUCCAAAAAUAAUUAAAGUUGACCGUAUCAUUGAAAUCUCUGAACUGAGGAAGACAUUGCCUCAAGCAGUUUUUGAAACUUCUCCUCUUGGUGAAGUUUCAUUAGAUGGCAAAUGGUUUAGCAUGUAUGAAGUCAUCUCAUUUGAAGCAAAAAAUGACCUAGCUUUCUUAAGUCAAGAGUUAAAGGAAAAGGACAUGGCCCUUGUUAUAUGUUUGGAAGAUGGCGGAUUCCUUGUAAUUUUACAUUCAUGUAAUUUCCUGUCCUAUGAAGGUGCAGGCACAGAUAAAGCCUUUGCUCUUCAAGGAAUGUUUAUUUAUCCGGACUCCAGAACCGUGCCACGAGAGACCAAGAGGGCAUACCAUAAGACUACAGUUUCAUCUGAGGUUCUUCAAGUUCUCCCUGCCCUGAAUUAUGCCGAAUUAGAAAUGGAGAAGUGUCCUCCCCAGCAACAGGACGAUGCCCUUGGCACAUUGGAAAAACAUUUGCAGGACUUUGCUGCUCUUAUUUUUCCAGGGUUAACUAACAGCCCUAGCAGGGAGGCGAGUAUGUUUCCUGAUCAGUAUGAUGUACCUGAUGGUUUUCCUAAGAGUGCCCCAAAAUGGACAGAACAGACGGGGGAUCGCCUCAGGAUGUACUUAAAAAGUCCAUGCAGUUUUCAAAUUCCAGUGGGUCGGGCACUGGAACUCCUAGCUGCCGGAAAGCAGCAACGCAGUGAUGAUCACGAUGAUGAUGUCUAUUACUAUAUAUCCUCACCUGAGGCCCCACAGACUCCUGCGGAGAUGGUUUCCGAGAGAGAUUUGCCUAACGAAACUGAUUAUUUAACUUGCAGGAAUGUUUCCGAUGAUGUAAAAAAGACAGCUGAGCAGCAAGCUGAAACAGAAAAGACUGUAGCCGAUGAACUGCCCCAUCAGGGUUUGGUGGAGGACGUCAACAUGUCUGGUGCUGCAGUGGUUGCUGCUGAUAAUAGCACAUCUGAUGCAACAACGGAUGCUAUGAUAACACCUAAUAAUAACCAAGCUGAAGGGACCGAUUCUUCAUCUACAUUAGGUGACCCCAAUACAAAACACUAUGCUCAGAACAUUGUUGCUGCUCAAGACGGUGAAAACACAUCUGAGGGUGUCUCACCUGACGAUAAAUGCAAUGGAAGGGAGGUUUCUGAGGCAUCUUCGAAAGAAACAAUUCAGACCUCCAGUGAGGCCUUAUCAUCUACAGAAACUGGAGAUGAUGCCUCAACUCUGGCAUCUAAUGUCGAGAUGGAGGUUAAUCAGUCAGAAAAAGUAGACAGUUUCUCAGAUGUGCUUCCUAAAAUUGGAGGUCAGAUGCCUAUUGCAGAUAAAGACCUUCUGGAAGCUGGCCUUCCAACAUCCAUUUCAACCCCUACUACAUCAAUAAACCAGACUGAAGCAUUAAUUGAAGGCUGUGACGAAGUACAGCCAGAGGUAAGCAGUAGUGUUCCUGCUGAGACAAAAUCUGCCCCAAAACGGCACGGAAGAAGGAGAAGAAGGAAAUCGUCAAAACGCAAUACUAAUACAUUCAGUCAAAUUACAACCCCCUUUCAAAACACUACUUUAUCUUUAAGUCCUGCAACAGAAGCUAUUCCUACUCCUGAACAGAGCAGUAACAGUGACUCAAUACAUUCCUCACCUAGCACACUCAAAAAAGAUUGGCGUUCUCUCCCAAGGCUCAAGAGGGAGUGGAAAGUUGAUGCCAGCGCAAGGCGGACAUUGAGGUCAAAUUUUAAAAACACUGAAACGCCAUCUGAUAAAAACAGCGACUCUGAGAAAAAUACCUCCAUUACAGAACUUACUGUUACGACUAACAUUACAUCCAGUACACCGAAACGAAAAAUGGAAGGAAUUAAUAUGAGAGAACGAUACGGCCUCAAGAACAUAAUCACAGAUUGCGGCUUUGUCUUUGUCCCCCAUGGCUCAGAAGUUGCUCCUGGUGACAUAAAGUCAAAUGAAAAUAAACAAGCUCCAGAAUCAUCUGUUGUUACAACCGAAAGUCCUUUAGUGGAGAAGCCAACAACUCCACCACCACAUGAUAAACCUCAGCCAUCAGAAAUAGAAAACAGAAGUCAGCAUAUGCCCUUAUCACACAUACAAAACAUUUCAGAGACGCCACCCAAGGCACUAGCGUCUUCAGAAGUUCCUGUGUCCCCACAAAAAUCAUCUGUCCUGGAAACACCUGAAAAAAAUAAAAGCACAGUGAAAGACCAUGUAUACAGAGCAAUAUCUAUAAGUAAACUAAAAACAGUGCUCAAAAGAGCAAGAAGGACCAAAUCUUCUGGUGGAAAGGAUCAUGGGAAAUCGAUAUCAGAUAAUACAGAGCCUGAAUUAAAAAGAGCAAAAUUAAACAGUAAUGCAGACAACGGCAAAUCGGCUCCUCAUGCAGAUGUUGAAAAAGGCAGCUCAUUACAGCCUAAUCCCGAAUCAGCUGGGUGCCAAGGGACAGUGGAAAAUGCACCAUCUAAACCACGACAGAGGGCCACACCAUCUCAGGAGAAGCGGAUCUCAGAGAUCCCUAAAGAAAAUGGUUGCAACUUUUUCCCUAAUGAAUUAGUUAAACAAGCCGACCAGCAGCUCAUAUCUGAGCCAGUACAGAAUAGGUUAGAGGCCAAGCAUAUUAGUUCUGGUGGCCAAAGCAAUAAAGAGGAAGUGGCUGUUUGUGUGCCUGCACCUUCAGAUGCUCUUAAUCUACUGGCUGAUUUGGCCCUCAGUGUAAAUAGUGACGAAAUGUUGCCUAAGCUGGGAAAAAAACACCACGGAGCCAGGACCAGUAGCUCGCCGCAAACAGUCAUUCAUCUGUUGCGAGACCUCACCCCCAGAUUAAAAUCUCCUUUUCCAGAGGGUCUUGUUGUGACUGGGGAUUUCAUAUUAGAAAUAUCAAAAGAGCAUUCUUACUCACAGCCCACCUCUCUGCUGUCAGGUUUGACAGGCAUAUGCCCCCAGGUUCAGUCUCCAGUUGGACGAGUUGACUCUCAUCUGUCCAUGAAAUCUGACCUCCUUCUGAAGCUGCCUGAUCUUGCUAGUCCAGGCUAUUAUGAUAAAGAAGGCAAGAACGGAUUGACACUCGUACCAUCACCCCCAGCUGCUGUCAAGGCCAAAGUAUGGAGCACUUUAUUUCUUCGCACUAGAACCGUGACUGAAAAACAAGGCUCCAUCCAAGUGACAAGAUUCUGGAAGGAAAACUAUGAUUUCAAAUUUGACAGCAAGUUCACAAAUGACAAACUAGACAAAUGUGUGACAAGAGCGCUGCAUGGCAAGUGGGAUUUUAGCAUUGAAGACAAUUAUGAGCAGGUGCACCUCAUCUUCCAUAUGUGGAUAGGUCUUUUCUACAGUAAACCCACUUCAAGAUUCUUCCACUUCGAUCACACCUUUCCAACAUUGGAAGGAAAAAAUCCUUCAGAUGUGUUACAGUUUGCUAUUCAGACUUCCUCACCGUUGCCUGAUGUUGAUUUGUCCACGAAAGAGGACAGAAAUACUUCCUUACAUCCUGGUUCAGAUGCUCUUGACCUUUCAGUGAAAACACCUGAGGCUGCAGACGACAGCACCUCUGGAGAAAAACCUACACCUAUUUCUGGCGUACGGUCAAUACUAAAAUACAUGUGGGAGAAUAAAGAGCCAGAUAAAAGACCCAGUUCAGACCAUUCUCCCAGUGUACUAAGAAAAGGCAUUUCUAUGGAUUAUAGAUCCACUGUGGAGACUUUGGACGAAAAUCUCACGCCUGAUCAUAGUGACUGCAGCGACCUAGAGGACAAUGCGACCAACAUCACUGAAAGCUCUUACACAAAACUUUUGGAGAGCAAUGGUGCAUACAGUCAGUUGUGUGACCAUGCAUCAAACAUAAGACUAGAUGAACAGAAAGUGUUCAUGAAAAGGAAUGAACUUGGCAAAGACCUGUCACUGUCAAAGGCCAUGAAUAUAAAUAGUGAUGGGAUAAUGGACACAGAGAGAAAAAGUGUGGCUGUGUUCCACCAGGUCGUUCGGCCUCUCAGGCCUCUGACUUUUUUAAAAGUGCCUGAUUCUUUACCUGGAAGAAAAAUCAUAGUAAAGUCAUUGAGUUUUAAGGAAAAGCACAAAGAUGAUGGAACUGUUUCAGUGCACACUGAGACACUAUCCAAAGAUGAGCAGUGUGACUCAGUAGUGAAUAAGGAAAAACAUGAAAGCACACCAGUGUAUGCACAUCCUGGUAAUAAGAAUGAGUGUGCACUUAAAUUUAGGACAGGAGGCUGUUCUGUCAUUUCUGUUCCUGUGCAUGAUAAAGCAACAAUUGAAGUUAAAUCUGUGCUUCUUACCAGAGAUGAAACACCUAUAGUUAUUUGUGAUGUGAAUAGCAGGAAGGAGGAAUCUGUCUCUUGUGAGAAAAAUAACGAGGUAACGUUUAACAACGAAUCCAAGACACCAAGGGAUGUUCUUGAUGUAAGAAACCAGAAAAAUCAGGAGGUCAAAUCUAUUAUAGAUGAAACAAAGAUAAAUGUUGGAAAUGAUUGUGACAUACUUGUUGAGAUGCAUGUUAAUGAUGGAGCAAAAGAGAAGUCCGGAUCUGUCCAUGAUGUCAGAGAUGAAACUCCUGUAGAUUUACUUGAUGUGGAUGAUGAAACAAAGGAGGAAGUUGAACCUGUAAGUCAUGUCUGGAAUGAUACUCCUGAGGAAAAGCUUGCUGAUGAGAUGAAGGACCUUGUAACACCUGUGAUUAUUAGACAUGGCACAUCCAUGAUCGUACCUGCUGCAUGCAGGUUGAAUGAGAUGGAUAUCCCUGUGAGAGAUGACAAGGAUGCAGGGGUGCAUGUUAACGAUGAGGCAAACACAGUUCAGACAAUGCCUAAUGAUGAUAUCACAUCCAUUUAUGAUGAAGAAAGUGCUCCUCAUGGUUUAUGUGAUGAGGGUGAUAAUGCCUUAGGUGAAGUUAAUUCUGUGAUAAAAAUCAACGAUGCAUCCGUAGGUGUACUAACUAAAGCCAAAGAUAAGCUCGGUGUCAAAGAUGACAUACCUGUCGACACACAGGAUGUGAAUAGCACAAACAAGGAAGCCACGCCUGAGCGUGGUGUGAGAGCUGAUAUAUCUGCAGAUGUGCAGGAUGUAAAUAGCACAAACAAGGAAGCCAAACCUGGGUUUGAUGUCAGAGACGACACACCUGCAAACAUACAGGAUGUGAACGAAACCAAAUGUGAGCCUAAUGUGAAAGACUACAGCUUUCUGCAUAGCCAGCAAAGUGCUGAUACAACAGAAGACAUGGCAGUCCAAGAAAAGGAAGAUGAAUCUGGGAAAGUUGACUGUGAUAAAGGAGAAAAAAAUUAUGAAACAGAAAAAAAAGUAGAAGCAGAGCUCAUUUGUGAUGCCAACAACGAAUUAGACUCUGAAAAUCAGAACACUAUCAAUGAUUCUCAAGAUUGUACAGAUUGGGUAGAUAUGGACACCAGUGAUAAAGAUUCAGAAGAUGAAAAUCAUAAAGAGGUGCGUGAAGUGAAUAUAUACAGUGGUGAAAGCCUUUUUAAAGUGCUUGAGGAAGACACAGUAAAGAUGCAGAAAGAUAUAAUAAAAACGGAUACACAUGUGGCAAGCAGUUGUAAAGAGCAACCUGAAGAGGGUGCUCAGCCAGAUAUAUCUGAUAAUUUAUCUUCAGGUCAGGUUAGCUCAACAUCCCAUGAGUUAAUUGUAUUGAAAGUAAGCAACAAUUCAUCUGCUCUUGGUGGCAAUUGCACCCAAACUCAGAAUGAUGGCAAAAGCACAAUGUUUCCUGAUGCCACUGUGGUUCAAAAUGCAACCCCUGAGGUCAUUCAGUACAAACACAGCAAAGUAUUUGAUAUCUUUCCCCUUACUGGAGUUGCUCAAUCAGAACCAUGUGAAAUAAACGACUCUAGCGUCCAGGGCACAACCGAAGAAGCGGAUGACUUGGCAAUUUCAAAUGCAAAUGAUGGUUCAGUUAAAGGCCUUAAAAAGGUAGAGAACGGCACUGACCAAAAAGGGGUUGAAGCAUGUGACAAUUUUGAAAGCAUGGAUGUAUCUCCACCAGCACUGCAAAUAGAUACUGAGACUGAGAUGAACAGCAGAUGCUCUACCCCAACUCAGGAUGAACCACUGUACAGCGAAGAGACUGAUGAGGUUUCUAGCUUUCAGGAAGGUAAUUCACAGGACAUUUCUGAAACAGAAAUGUGUGGAAAGGAGCGUCCUCCCAAUAUAUGGUUGGCACUUGAUAGUUCUGAGGAUUCGAGUUUAGAAUUAGAAGAGUCUCCACCUCAUAUCGCCCCCUCUCAGGAUCCUUCUUGGUCCCAUAAGAAGUUCAAUGCUAGAGUCAAAGAGGCUGAUAAAGGUGAACCAUUUGUAAGUGAUGAACAUGUACCCAAGGACAGCAUGGUUUACUUUGAUGAUCAUUUGAUUCCCACACAAGGACAUACAAAAGAAAAAGAGCAUCAACAAGAUGAGUUUGGUCAUUUUUCUGAGCAAUAUGGCGAUGAUCAUUAUGAAAAGCUUCCUUUAUCAUGGACACAUAGUGCAAGCUUCAAAACAAUGGGACAAGAAGACCUCAGUGAAUGGUAUGCACCUGAUGAGGAAAGACAUUAUACAACCUGCAGUUCUGGCCACAGGGAAGUUGCAUAUAGGCCAAAAGAGAUUAGACAGAGAAACUACUCUUUGGUACAAAGGACUCAUUAUUCAGAAUCUACUCCCAAUGUGGAUGAGUCAAAUGAAAGACUUUUUUCUUUCAGACAUCGGGCAGGUUUAGCUGAAAUGAAUAAUGAGUCUGAGAGUCAUGGUUCAGAGCCUGCGAGUUACAGUAAAAAGAAACGCCAUAGAAAGUUCUGUAAAAAUAAAUGGGAUGGAGAAGACUUUAAUACAACCAUAGACUACAGCAUCCAAAAGACCUUUUCAUGUAGUUCAGAUCAUUCGAGCAUAACAAGGACACGUACAUCUAGCCCUUAUCAGCGCAAAGGCGAAAGCAAGCAGAUGUUCGACUGGCGCAGAUAUUUUAGGAGAGAGGGAGUAUUUGAGUCAAAUGAAGAGAACGAUGGACCGUUUCAUGAUUCACCUUCUUCUAUAGUCACUAUGUUUGACAAGAAAGGUAACAGAGUGGUAUUUGAAAGUCCUUCUAGUCAAACGCGACAUGGUUUAAGUCAAAGUGUAGAAGAACAGCGAUCAAAAUCUGUCACCCAGUCUUUAAUGGAACUUGAGUACCUUAUCUUUGCAGAGAAGAUGACUCAUUUGCUCAAAAACUGCAAGACUACAUCCAGAGUAAAACCACAACAAAGACUAAAUAUCAGCCCUGUUGAAAACCCUAUGACCAUUCAAUUUUCAAGACUUGAUGAGCAGAAUAGUUUCUCAGCACUCGAUCAGACCUGGCCAACUCAUUCUAAGUUUAAGAUCAAUGUGGACAUGUCUGAAAGGAAAGCCUUAAAGAAAGCUUCAAAUUACAGCAAGCCCUUACAUCUCCAAAGCCUUUUCUGUGAAAGAGGCACUGAAGCAACUUGCUCGAAGUUAUCAGACAUAACCAAAGAAUGUUCAAAGUCAUACCACACCAUGAUGAACGACAUUUGCACCGGCAAGACUGUACCCCAUCAGAAUGACGAGUUGAAAAGAAAGUGGGAUAUCGAGUACGCUACGACUAGCAAACAGCCUGGCUUCUGUGGUCGCAUCAAAAAGGACAUGUUUGAUUAUCUGCAUGAUAAUUUGAACUCUAUCGUGAGGCAAGCAUGCAAGACCAAGUACAAGUUCUACAUUUUGGUUACAUCUGAUGACCCCUUUUUUGAGGAAACCAAGAAUCUGCUAGAAGCUGAGGGCCACACCGGAGUGGAGCCUUACCAGUUUGACUUUGAUGCCAACGGGCAAACUCCUCUACUUAUUAUCCUAAGAAACGAGGACAUUGCAGAACACAUAUUUAAGGUUCCGCAUUUGCUCGAGUUGAAAAAGUCAUCCAGAGUUCUGUUUGCGGGCAUCGAUCAGCCUGACGAUGUCGUGAACCUCACACACCAAGAACUUUUUGCAAAGGGAGGAUUUGUGGUUUUCGACGAAACCGCACUGGACACACUAAAUUUAGAAAACAUGAAAAAGGUUGUGGGCAUUAUGGAAGAGCUCGAUAAAAAAGGGAAGUGGAAAUGGUUUCUGCACUACAGAGACAGCCGCAAGCUUCGGGAAAAUGCAAGGUGCAGUCCAGAAGCGCAAAGGAGAAAACAGUUCCUCGACUGCUGCCAGGAAGCAGGAAUAGUGGAGGUCUUGCCUUAUCAUGAAUGUGACGUCAUUUCACGGGUCAGACCAGAUUACCUUCGCUGUCUAGUUCGUCUCCAGAUCCAAAACGUCUCUGCCCGGUUCCCUGUUUUCAUUACAGAUACCCCGGAUGACUCUUUUGAGAAGAAUGGGAUUUUGACAAUGAAUAUUUGGACCUUCUCACGGAUUCUCUCAAAUGACACAUGCUCAGUUUCAUAAACUGGUGUAAGUUUUAUGGUGGCUUAUACACCCCACCCAGUUACAUUUUGUACAAAUUGAAUGACUAAUUAUCUGUUGUCGAGUUUUCUUUUGUUCAUAAAUUAUUUUCCAAUGUUCUACUCUAUUGCUAUUUAUAUUGUAACCCCGAUGAAAGCUUUCAAGUGAAGGCUUUAUGUACAAAGUUUGAUAUGUAUUAAUUUUAAAUACUGUAAAAAAAAACUGAUAUUUUACUUUAUUUCAGUUUUUCAUAUGGUUUUAUAAAUCAUAUUGAGCAGUUUUAAUAAAACAGUUGAUUGCUUUUUGUGGUUUGUUUUAAUUUGUUUCACUGAUGAACAAAUAUCAGUACUGCACUUCAAAGACUUUACAUCCUCAUUUUUAGAGCUCUUAUCUGCUGUUGGCAUGGCACAGUAGUGUGACAGCCUCACACAUUCAUGGGUUAAAAUGUGUGUUUGAAUGUGUAUGUGCAUGAUGCCCUGGGCGUUUCCCACCUCGCACCCAAUGAACCCGAGAUUUUCUUCAAAACCAGCACAACCCUGACCUCGAUAAAGUGGCUCCCGAACAUGAAUAAACGC